AUGCAAGCGAUAAACUCAAUAAUGCUGCUGGUGUUCUUUGCUUGCCCCAUUCAUCGAAGCGAAUCAAGCACCCCAAGUAACCCAACGAAACAAUUUUUCGACGAUAUUCAAACAAGGCCAGUGCUGACAUAUCAGUGCUACCAAAGUGGCAACAGCAUUGAUGCACCAGGCUCCGUCAACUACACGAUUCUCUGGUACGGGAUCGAUAAAAAUGCUGAUGCCUUCUUUGGCCAAACGUGGUCCGCGAUAAACGGAACGCCUGACUCCUACACUCGGGGCCAACUUACAGGAAAUUACGACGAAUCAAGCGGCGUAGGAAAACUUGAGACGGACACUGUUCAGGAAGACAUGACUGUUCUGGAGCCGUUCAAAGGCAAGGCUCUCUAUUUAAAUAUUGUCCAAACCAGCCCAGGCGACACCGAGGUCACCAAGAUAUAUGACGUGAACUUCAAAUGCAAAAACGCCAAGAAACUGUUAAGCACAGUUUGUCCAGAACCCUGCAACCUAGAACUGACUCGAGAGCUGUCCAACGAAUGA
Ixodes scapularis (black-legged tick) is the source of this 537-nucleotide messenger RNA. RefSeq lists its product as uncharacterized. Bases 1 to 537 code for a protein of 178 amino acids. The transcript has 5 exons. The record is from RefSeq and is a predicted model, not a curated record. NCBI's taxonomy places the organism in Eukaryota, Metazoa, Arthropoda, Arachnida, Ixodida, Ixodidae.